ACUAGAAACAUGAAACUCUUUCUUUUCCUUUCUUUCAGUGUUCUCAUGUCACUUGAAGCACUCGGGAAUAGCCAUGAAAGUGAUAAGCAAACAUUAUUCAAGUUCAAGUCUCAAGUUUCUGAGGAGAAAAAAGUUCUGCUGUCUUCAUGGAACAACUCGUUCCCUCUCUGCGAAUGGACGGGGGUUACAUGUGACGGUAAACACAAUAGAGUGACUGGUUUAGAUCUUGGAGGAUUCAAAUUGGGUGGAGUGAUAUCGCCCUCUAUUGGUAAUCUUUCGUCUCUCCAAUCACUUAAUUUCACUAGUAACUCUUUUGGUGGAACCAUCCCUCAAGAGCUGGGAAACCUGUUUAGACUUCAGCACCUGUUUAUGUCAUAUAAUUUCCUUGUUGGAGGGAUUCCAACUAGUCUGUUCAACUGUUCUAGAUUGUUGGACAUUUCUUUAUAUUCAAAUCAUCUUGGACAAGGUCUUCCUUCAGAACUAGGAUCAUUGACGAAGCUUGUUAAUUUAGACCUUGGUAAAAACAACCUGAAAGGAAAACUCCCUGUAUCUCUAGGAAACCUGACAUCCCUCAGAGAACUUUCCUUUCUAGAAAAUAACCUGGAAGGAGAAAUUCCCGAUGUCAUAGCUAGAUUGACUCAAAUGGUGGUUUUUGCAUUAGAUACAAACCAUUUCUCUGGUGUUUUUCCUCCUGCUAUUUACAAUUUGUCCUCACUUCAGUAUUUGAGCAUGUUUGGUAACGGUUUCACUGGGAACCUGAGGCCUGAUUUUGGUAAUUUGUUACCAAACCUUCGAGGAUUGUAUAUCGGAAAUAAUUCUCUCACAGGAGCCAUUCCAUCAUCACUUACAAAUAUUUCAACUCUUCAAGUUUUGGGCAUGGAGCUUAACAGUCUGACAGGAAGUAUUCCUCGGAGCUUUGGAAAACUACAAGCUCUGCAAGUACUAUCUCUUAAUCACAAUUCUUUGGGAAAUUUUUCAGCUGGAGAUCUUGAAUUUCUUGUUGCUUUGACUAACUCCACCCAACUGCAAAUAGUAGAUGUGGCAUUCAAUAGGCUUGGGGGUGACUUGCCUGCCUCCAUUGUCAAUUUGUCAAUGAACUUCAACAUCUUACUUCUUCGAAAUAAUUUCAUAUCUGGAAGCAUUCCUCAUGACAUUGGGAAUCUCAUAGGCCUACAAGCAUUUUGGUUGUCCCAAAAUCUUUUGAAAGGACCAAUCCCAGCCUCUAUUGGGAAACUUUCGGGAAUGGUGGGAUUUGGUGUCCAUACAAAUAGAAUGUCAGGAGAGAUACCAUAUUCUUUAGGCAACAUCACACGGUUAGAAACACUCCAGUUGUUCAACAAUAAUUUUGAAGGAAUUAUUCCUCCAAGUCUUGGUAAAUGUAGCUAUUUGCUAGAUUUAUCUAUCGAGAAUAAUAAGUUCAAUGGUAUUACUCCUACGGAGAUUUUGCAAAUCUCAACCCUUGUUUCUGUAAACAUGUCAAAUAAUUUAUUGACAGGCUCUCUACCAGGAGAUGUUGGACGACUUGAAAAUCUUGGUACGUUAUCUGUUGCUCAUAAUAAGCUAUUAGGGAAACUCCCAGAGACUUUGGGAAAGUGUCUCUCAUUGGAAGAACUCCAUCUGCAAGGAAAUUCAUUUGAUGGAGUCAUUCCAGAUAUAAGUGGGUUGGUGGGUAUUAAGAAGGUUGAUUUCUCAGAUAACAAUCUCUCUGGAAGAAUCCCUGAAUAUCUCACAAAAUUUAGCUUGUUGGAGUAUCUCAAUCUAUCCUUUAACAACUUCGAAGGAAAUGUGCCAACAGAAGGAAAGUUCAAAAAUGCUACUAUUGUCUCUGUAUUUGGAAACCAAAACCUUUGUGGAGGCGUCUUGGAACUGCAACUACAGCCAUGUUUUACGCAACUAACAAGAAAUUCAAGAAAGAAACUUGUGAUUGGGGUAAGCGUAGGCAUAUCUUUGCUUUUGCUUUUGUUCAUGGCAUCAGUUUCUCUAUGUUGGUUAAAAAUCAGAAAGAAGAAAAAUAUUAAUGAAGCAACUCCUUCCACCUUGGGAUAUUUUCAUGAAAUGUUAAGUUAUGGAGAUAUUCGAAAUGCAACAGAUGGCUUCUCUUCGAGUAAUUUGAUCGGGUCAGGCGGCUUUGGAACUGUGUUUAAAGCAUCACUUGAUGCUGAGAACAUGGUUGUUGCUGUUAAAGUUCUAAACAUGCAGAGACGUGGAGCAAUGAAGAGUUUUAUUGCAGAAUGUGAAUCUUUGAAAGACAUUAGACAUCGUAAUCUUGUGAAAUUGUUAACAGCUUGUUCGAGUAUUGAUUUCCAAAGAAAUGAGUUCAGAGCUCUAAUCUAUGAGUACAUGCCAAAUGGAAGCUUAGAUAUGUGGCUGCACCCAAAGGAAAUGGAAAAGAUUUCUAAGCCCUCAAGAACAUUGACACUUCUGGAAAGGCUUAACAUAGCGAUAGACGUGGCUUCUGUUUUGGAGUAUCUUCACGUUAGUUGCCAUGAAGCUAUUGCUCAUUGUGAUCUUAAACCAAGCAAUGUUCUUCUAGACGAUGAUCUAACCGCCCAUGUCAGCGACUUUGGUCUUGCUCGGAUCCUUCUCAAAUUCGACCAGGAUGCUUUCAUUAACCAACUUAGCUCGGCUGGAGUAAGAGGAAGCAUCGGCUAUGCGGCACCAGAAUAUGGAAUGGGAGGAGAAAUAUCAGUACAUGGUGAUGCAUAUAGUUUUGGGAUUCUCAUGCUUGAAAUGUUCAGUGGAAAAAGACCAACCGAUGGGAUGUUCGGAGGAGACUUUACCCUCCGUAGCUGCAUCAAGUCUGCAUUGCCAGAGAAAGUAUUGGAUGUGGCAGACGAAUUGGUUCUUCAUAACGGCCUUAGAAUUGGCUUCCCUGUAGCUGAGUGCUUGACGAAGGUUUUAAAAGUGGGACUUGGGUGUUCUGAAGAGUCUCCAGCAAACCGCUUGGGAAUGAGUGAGGUUGUAAAAGAAUUAAUCUCAAUCAAGGAGAGGUUCUUUAAAGCCAGAAGAGGAGCUAAACAUUGAAGUGUCUGUCUCGUAUGCUUGCUCCUCUACAAAACUUGAAGACUUGUUGAUGUAUAAUAUUUCUUUUUAAUGUGCUUUGAAUGUUUUCUUUUGUUUUUGAAGGAAAUGCUUUGCGUGUUUUCAACAGAAUGCUAUGUUAUUAGCAGACAAAAGAUGACGUUA
Molecule: messenger RNA, 3186 nt
Organism: Brassica oleracea var. oleracea
Lineage: Eukaryota; Viridiplantae; Streptophyta; Magnoliopsida; Brassicales; Brassicaceae
Product: probable LRR receptor-like serine/threonine-protein kinase At3g47570
Exons: 2
Coding region: 10-3024 (1004 amino acids)
Biological process (GO): protein phosphorylation
Molecular function (GO): ATP binding; protein kinase activity; receptor serine/threonine kinase binding
Source: RefSeq, a predicted model, not a curated record